This is a messenger RNA of Ylistrum balloti, 1821 nucleotides long. RefSeq lists its product as uncharacterized. Gene Ontology annotation, biological process: signal transduction. The transcript has 2 exons. The record is from RefSeq and is a predicted model, not a curated record. The coding region runs from base 1 to 1821 and encodes 606 amino acids. Lineage: Eukaryota; Metazoa; Mollusca; Bivalvia; Pectinida; Pectinidae. Gene Ontology annotation, molecular function: protein binding.
AUGCCGCCCCAGACUAGUCUUCAGUUCUUCAGGAAGCGUCAGACCGUGGACACUCUAUUACUGGAGCGUCCGCAAAGCCUGUCCGCGUUUUACCAAGCCGUCGAGGUGGCCCUGAAGGAUAUUGAAAUUCAGCUGAUAGAGGCUCAGGCGUCUUUUUAUGGCCGGACACGUACCCUGGAGGAUGAAAUCCAGCAAUGGCUGCCUGCUCUUGAACAUACUAUGCAGUUCGCCAAGGUUGCGGACCUCAUUUGUAAGGAUAAUCUACAAAAUGUGUUUGACCUGUACGAAAGGUCGAUGGGAGACCCCACUAUGGAAGUAAAGUUUGACAAACCUUCCGUACAAGCAGCUAUGCAAGUCAUUGAUAAAGUGCUUUCUCAACUUAAGACAGGGUUUGCGUCCAUCAUGGAAACGCUUAAGACUAUUUUGUGUUUUAUGAAGAAGUACUGUUUGAGUUUUGUUGGAACUGAUGGAGAUUCAUUUCUAGAAACAGCAACUAACUACGAAAAACAAAGACGAGAUUAUGCAAACGCGAUUCAAAUUAAUGUAGAUGAUAUCUCACAGAUGGCCGUACGUUUUGAAAAAGACGGUAUCCAUCUUCAAGAAUUAGGCUCGAUUCCAAACCAACUUGCAGAUAAAUACGAAUGUAAACACAUACCAUUACUUGUUAUGUUCCCAGGAGCAUGUGAAAAUAUCAGAAACGCUUGUAUUGGAAUCCGAAAGUGGCUACAAGCCGACCAUGGGUACCCGACAUUUCUGCAAUAUGAUUUACAGGACCUGGAAAAAAGACGGGAUGACUACUGCAAAACCAUCCGAGAUAUACAGUUAAGCGCCUCUCAUCUAGACCACAGAGUCAAGGUCUGUAAAAGGGACAUCAAUGACAGCGACGCAGAGCUCAAACGGUUACUGCCGAAAGAAAAAAUGGUUAAACGCCAAGCAGACAGUCUUGGUAAUGAGCUCAAAGACUUGGAUAUGGAAAUAGGCUACCGCGAAAUCCGCCGUGAACAAUUAAAACAUGACGAACAAGGAAGCAAUAAUAAACAAAAGCUCGAUCAGAAUUUGUCUGAACUGGAAAAUUUCAGAGGUAAACGUUUAAUCAUAGAUAGAAGGUACGAAGAGAUGAAACGAAAGCUUCAGUUUCUCCAACUGAAAAGGGAAAAAAAGGCACAAAAAGAACAAGACCUUGUGGAUUUACGGAAGGAACACAAAGCUGUUAGAAAGGAAUUAAGGAAGACAGAAUUGGAGAAAGACAGACUACAAAUAAACGUGAUGAAGAUGAGAGAGAUUAUCCGUUUUAAGACAAGUCCAGAAGUUUUGAAGAAAUUGUUUUACAACAUGCCCUUAACAAAUAAAAACACUGGACUUACGAAACGGAAAAAAGGAGCAGGUAACGUUAUAGACAAGCUAGAGAGGGCGUCUCGAGUCACAGCCAUCCACAUCGACACCGAUUGGCCAAAGUUGUAUCGUGUACUUCCGUUUUAUCCGCCGCGUGGAGACGAGAACGUGCGCAUGGAUAUAGAUGAGAUAGGUCGCGUGUUCAUGCGAGAUGUCCAGGAAAACCAGGCCAAACAGGCUCUUGCCAGAUGGCGGCGGAUGCAUAAUAGGGCAAGUGUGGACGACCUAAAGGCUGCCCUCCAACAGAUCAGACGAAAGGACAUUGUUGAUGAAAUAGAUACAGAACUUGCCAAACGUGCAAAUAAAGUUAAACAGGAAAAUUUACAGAAGGCGGAGUCUCCUACUAGAACUGUUCGCUUCCCGAGGGUAUUAGUACAACCUCCACAGACUCCGCGAUCCCGGAACAGUGGCAUGUUGUUUGUACGCUAG